Molecule: messenger RNA, 1333 nt
Organism: Galeopterus variegatus (Sunda flying lemur)
Lineage: Eukaryota; Metazoa; Chordata; Mammalia; Dermoptera; Cynocephalidae
Gene: CTSW
Product: cathepsin W
Exons: 9
Coding region: 9-1205 (398 amino acids)
Cellular component (GO): lysosome
Molecular function (GO): cysteine-type endopeptidase activity
Source: RefSeq, a predicted model, not a curated record
GCACCACCAUGACACGAACUGCCCACCUCUGCUGCCUCUUGGCCCUCUUGGUAGCAGGCCUAGCCCAAGGCAUCGGGAGCUCCCUCCGAGCCCAGGACCCAGGUACCCGGCCACUGGAGCUGAAAGAGGUCUUCAGGUUGUUCCAGAUCCAGUUCAACCGGAGUUACUCAAACCCAGCAGAACAAGCUCGCCGCCUGGACAUCUUUACCCACAACCUGGCCCAGGCUCAGCGGCUGCAGGAGGAGGGCUUGGGCACAGCCGAGUUUGGGGUGACUCCAUUCAGUGACCUCACAGAGGAGGAGUUUGGUCAGCUCUAUGGGCAUCGAAGGGCAACUGGAGGGAUCCCCGUGGGCAGAAAGGUAGGGUCUGAAAAUCAGGGGGCGUCAACGCCCGCCACCUGUGACUGGCGGAAGGCGGCCGGCAUCAUCUCUUCCAUCAAGGACCAGAAAAACUGCAAGUGCUGCUGGGCCAUGGCGGCUGCGGGUAACAUCGAGUCCCUGUGGGGCAUCAAACACCACCAGUCCGUGGAAGUCUCUGUGCAGGAGCUGCUCGACUGUGACCGCUGUGGGGAUGGCUGCUCGGGGGGCUUUGUCUGGGACGCGUUCAUAACUGUCCUCAACAACAGUGAGUACCCGCCUCUGGAAAACUGCAGGGGUGGGGCACGUUCAGGAGCAGAGUCUCCCUCCUUGUCUUGCUUAUCUCCAGGUGGUCUGGCCAGUGAAAAGGACUACCCAUUCAGGGGGGACACCAAAACCCACAGGUGCCAAGCCAGGAAGUACAAGAAGGUGGCCUGGAUCCAGGAUUUCCUCAUGCUGCCGGACAACGAGCAGAUCAUGGCCCAUCACCUGGCCACCCAUGGCCCCAUCACCGUGACCAUCAACAUGAAGCUACUGCAGCAAUACCAGAAGGGUGUGAUCAGGGCCAAGCCCAGCACCUGUGACCCCCGGCAAGUGAAUCACUCCGUCCUGCUGGUGGGCUUUGGUAGGACCAAGUCGGUGGAGUGGGCAGAGACAGGCUCGUCCCAGCCUCAAUCUCGCCGCUUCACCUCGUACUGGAUCCUGAAGAACUCCUGGGGGGCCGACUGGGGCGAGGUGGGCUAUUUCCGGCUGCACCGAGGGAGCAAUACCUGUGGCAUCACCAAGUACCCGCUCACUGCCCGCGUAGACCUACCAGUUAAGAAGCACCCAGUCUCCUGCCCUCCCUGAACCCACCCAGCUGUCCCUCAGCUCUUUCCGGCUAUGCCAGCUGCCUCCUCACCGGCCCCACACCAAGGCUUUUGCCCAUCCUCCCAAUCUUCUCAGUACGGCUUGAAUAAACCAAGACAACACCCGUG